Messenger RNA from Cooperia oncophora, 810 nucleotides. NCBI's taxonomy places the organism in Eukaryota, Metazoa, Nematoda, Chromadorea, Rhabditida, Trichostrongylidae. The record is from the annotation of a GenBank genome assembly.
AUGGCAUCGGCUAUCCCAAGAAGGACGGGAUCGAGUGGCAGGAUUGACGACAAGGCUCGCGCACUUCUACAGCAACGCGCUGUCGGCCAUCACAACCCUGCAUCAACACCAUUGGAGCGCGCCGACCCACAGAUCGAAGAGUGGGAGGAGGAACACGCCUUGCGUCAAAUGAAGCCGGGGAAGGCACCAGGACCUGAUCGCAUCUCAGUAGACUUUCUGAAGUCGGCGUCUUGCACCGUCAUAAAACAGCUCACCAAUUGUUACAGCUUAGGCGCCAUAACAGGUCCAUGGACGCGCAAGAGAUUCCGGACCAAUGGAAGACGUCGAGCACGCAGAGCUACAGCGGAUGGUGGAGGAACUGAACAAAGUCGGCAAAGCUAUCGGCCUUGCGAUGAACCGGAGCAAGACCGAGGUCAUGGCAAUGAGUGGGCAGAUGCGUUACCCUUCACACUCGAAGGCACUGCUCUACCGUAUACCAACCGCUACGUAUACCUUGGUCGGCUCAUCUCCAUGGACAAUAAUUUGCGCGAAGAAAUUAUGAGACGCAAAAAAUGCGCUUGGACGGCAAUGGGACGCAUAAAAGAGGCGGCCCAGCUCAUUUCGGAUAGGAAAAUACGAGCUCUGUUCGACUCUACAGUACUGCCUGCUCUUCGUUACGCAUCCGAGACGUGGGCGGAGAACAAGGCGUCUACGCUGGUGUUGACACGUGCCCAACGAACAUUGGAACGGACCCUGCUGAAUAUCAACCGUCGUGAGCAGAGAUGUCGCAAUCUGCACAGUAUAGACAUGCGCUCAGUGGGGCAUCCUUGA